AACGACGCUUUCGUAGCGGAUUCAGUGAGUCACGACGCCGCGUCGAGUGUCGUCGCUUUUAUUUCCGAACGUGCAUCCCCUUCGAAGCCGGCAAGUCAGCUACGAAAUGGUUAUAACGAGACGGUGAAAUUCGAUUUCACCCACGCGACUGAUCACGCGUCCCAGCAGACCGGAAGUCGUUUAUACGACCAGUUCUUCCUAGCGAACUCGGAACGAAAUCGGAUCGUUUCAUCUCUUUUCAAAAGAAUCCAAACGCGAAGUUGAUUAGGGUCUAACGAAGAUGGACGUAAAAGGGCGAGUUGCCCUGGUGACGGGCGCCGCUUCCGGUAUCGGCAAAUCGUGUGCGAUAGAAUUGUUAAACGAAGGUGCUAAGGUGUCUAUAUGCGAUAUCAACGCAGAGGAAGGUGAAAAAUUGGUCGAAACUUUGUCCUCGGAAUAUGGAAAGGAUCGAGUGAUCUUCUGUCAGUGUGACGUUACAGAUUACUCGCAGUUCGAAGAAUCAUUUCAAACGACGAUCGCGACCUUUGGUCACAUCGAUAUCGUUAUCAACAAUGCUGGAAUCAUGAACGAUCGGUUUUGGGAGCUCGAAGUCGAUAUCAAUGUCAACGGAGUGAUUCGAGGAACUUUGCUUGCCCAGCGAUUUAUGGGCACAGACAGGGGUGGUCAGGGUGGAAUAGUGGUUAAUAUUGGAAGCAACGUCAGCAUCAACCCUUACGCCAGUGUACCGAUUUAUUCUGCAACAAAGGCGGCGAUCGUAAACUUCACCAGAGCAUUUGGGCAUCAAUACCACGUGGAUUUAACCGGUGUAAAGGUGAUGGCAUUGUGCCCAAGCGCAACAGAUAGUAAAUUAUUGGGAGACGUUAGUAAACAGUUGCUCUGGGCUAGAUACGAGGACGCCUGGCGUCGCGACGUCGCCAGUUCAGUUCCUCAAAGAGCAGAACACGUGGCAAAGGCAUUGAUCCAUAUUUUAAACACAGCCAAAAGUGGUAGCGUCUGGUUGGUCGAGAAGGAUCAACCUCCUCGCGAGAUCAAUUUCCCGAAGAAUUACGAUGAUUUAACUAAGCCGACUCUCGAGACUUGUUGCAAAAACGCGAUAGUGAUAGGAGGUUCAGAAGGUUUCGGUUUCGCGGCAGCUGAUCAUUUUUUAUUCAAGGGAGCUCGUAAUGUCAUAAUUGCGGAUGACGAUACCGACGAAGGGUUAAUGGCAGUGCAAAAGUUAUGCGAUUCUUAUGGGAAAGAUCGUGCCCAGUUUCUUCAUUGCGACAUAAGAAACCUCUGUCACUUCGAAGCUGGUUUGAAACAGGCGAUUAAUAAACUUAAAAUUGUUCAUAUUCUAUUUAAUAAUCUUGACAAAGAUAGAUUGCCCACGAAAUGUUUGGAUACGAAAAAGAAUGAGCGACCGAUUAUGAGCAUCGAGGGUAAGAUCGCUCUUGUCACCGGUGGAGCGAACGGGAUCGGGUUCUGCACCGCUAGGAAGCUUCUACGAAAUGGGGCGAAGGCGGUGGCUCUGUUAGACUUGGGAGAUUCCGGUGGCGAAAGCGCAGCUGCCGAAUUGAAUAACGAAUUUGGAAAAGAUCGCGCGAUUUUCGUGAUCUGCGAUGUCUCGAAGAACGAACAAUUGAAAGAAUCAUUCAAGAAAGUUAUCGACACUUAUGAAAACUUAGAUAUUGUUGUAAAUAUUGCUGGAAUUAUGGAUGAUGCUGAUUGGGAGAUUAUGGUUGAUGUUAAUUACAAAGGUGUGGUUCAUGGUACAAUUUUGGGAUUACAUACCAUGGGGAAGUACAAGGGUGGAAACGGUGGAACCAUAGUAAAUAUGUCAUCUGUGGCUGGUCUCGAGGGUAUCCCCAUUGCACCCAUUUAUGGUGGGACCCAGUACGCAAUUGUUGGAUUUACCCAAUCAUUGAAGCAUUAUUACGAAAAAACUGGUAUUCGUAUGCUAACAAUAUGUCCUGGACUCACUACCACAGCAAUGGCUGCAAGAUUCAUGUCGACGAAAGAGCAUGCCAUGGAUCUUCUCGACGAAGAAACUGCGGCUAUCGCGAUGCAGAGUAUGCAGAAACAACCACCGGAACACGUAGCGAGUGCCAUCAUCCAAUUAAUCGAGAAGGGAAAGAAUGGUGCAAUUUUUGUCAGCGAGAACAAUUUACCCCCUUAUGCCAUUGAAUUUCCUAGUUAUACCACUCUGAAAGUCCCUAUAGAAUCAUCGCCAAAUUAGACUAUAUUCCACUAACAGAAGCUGCUAUUUAAUCAGCUAAUCGUUAAUUUAAUAUUUCACCUUCGUGAAUAUAAUACUUGUUCAAGAACGUAAUAAUACCAACGAUCUUUAUGGUUUAUUGAAAGUGUUCAUUACAAACAAUCUUGUCUCGUCCCAUUUUAAUUUAAAACAAUAGUCAAUUGUAUGCCAGACCUUGCUAUACUCGCUUGAACAUUAAAGCAUUAAUUAUAUACGUCUAAUUACUAGCAGUAAAUCAUGUACAAGAUCACUAUAAUUGUUUUGUUCGAAAAUAAAGAAUAAAAGUAUAAAGUGGAUAAAUGACACGAGACGCUUAAAUUA
Messenger RNA from Osmia bicornis bicornis, 2554 nucleotides. RefSeq lists its product as uncharacterized. Lineage: Eukaryota; Metazoa; Arthropoda; Insecta; Hymenoptera; Megachilidae. The record is from RefSeq and is a predicted model, not a curated record. The transcript is spliced from 16 exons. The coding region runs from base 281 to 2215 and encodes 644 amino acids. Gene Ontology annotation, cellular component: cytoplasm. Gene Ontology annotation, molecular function: oxidoreductase activity, acting on the CH-OH group of donors, NAD or NADP as acceptor.